Impatiens glandulifera is the source of this 563-nucleotide messenger RNA. RefSeq names its product protein BIC1-like. The transcript has a single exon. The record is from RefSeq and is a predicted model, not a curated record. NCBI's taxonomy places the organism in Eukaryota, Viridiplantae, Streptophyta, Magnoliopsida, Ericales, Balsaminaceae. Gene Ontology annotation, biological process: blue light signaling pathway. The coding region runs from base 127 to 444 and encodes 105 amino acids.
UUCCUUUCUCAAUUUAAACCCCACAAACUUCAACCAACAUCUUCAUCAGUCAUCACACACCCAACAACAAAAUCAAGAACAAGAGAGAGAAGAAGAAUCAACAAGAUCCGAUCAAUACCAUCUUCAAUGGAACAACAACAGAAGAAUGCGAUCAACAUGUCUCCAAAGAACUCACGUACUGAAGAAACAGAGAAGAGAGUAGGAACCGCCGCCGGAGGAGGAGAGAGGUUGAAGAGACAUCGGAUGGAGGUUGCGGGUCGGGUUUGGAUACCGGAAACAUGGGGUCAAGAGGAAUCACUCAAGGACUGGAUAGAUUGUACCACUUUUGAUGCGGCUUUAGCCAACAGUAGAAUCAUGUCGGCUCGGGCGGCUUUGAUUAAUGAUGCUAGAUUAAGGUCUUCAUCUAAUGCUGCUGUUGGAUUAAGGAUUACUAACACUUGUUAAUCAUCCUCCCUUCUCUUUUUUACUACUAUAGUUUAUUUUUACUACAUUUUGUAAUUUUAACAUGGAUGGUGUUACUCGGGUAUAUUUAUUGAGAUCAAAUAAACAAUUGAUUCAUAUCU